CACCCCUGUAGACCCCAUUUAUAUUAUUUAAGUAACAUUGUUCAGAACACAUUACUAGUCUCCAAACAGUAAUUUAUCAUUAACUAAAAUGGCAGGACCAAAGUGGAUCCCUUUUGAAGUCUUGUCUUGUCUCUAUGUUACCCCAGGUUGGACUGGAUUCCCCCCUUCCUCUGGCUGUGAGGUUUUCAUCAUUCAGAUUGAUGUCUAUGAAGACAAGCUCAUCCCCUUGUUCCAGCAGGCGGGCAUGCUCUAUGAGUUCAGGCUCACAAUGAACUUCAGCGGGCAGAAUCACGUUGCCUACACCAAGUACACUGACCCCGAAAGCGCUGAAGCAGCCAUUCGAAAGUUUAACCGCUACGAGCUGCAGAACGGAUGCUACAUCACGGUGCGUAAGAGUACAGAGAAACGGGUGCUGCUCCUCGAUGAGCUGCCCAGGGCUGUGCAGAAAGACAUGCUCCUGCUGCUGCUCAGAAACUUCACAGAGGGAGUGGAGGACCUCAAAAUAAAGCACAGCCCCAAGGGGAGUGAGAAAGCUUCUGCUGCUGUGCAGUAGGUGUCGCAUCACGC
Polyodon spathula (Mississippi paddlefish) is the source of this 567-nucleotide messenger RNA. RefSeq names its product dead end protein 1-like. Gene Ontology annotation, molecular function: mRNA binding. The record is from RefSeq and is a predicted model, not a curated record. Gene Ontology annotation, biological process: mRNA stabilization; negative regulation of miRNA-mediated gene silencing. NCBI's taxonomy places the organism in Eukaryota, Metazoa, Chordata, Actinopteri, Acipenseriformes, Polyodontidae. Gene Ontology annotation, cellular component: nucleus; cytoplasm.